AGUUCAGUACCAUCUUUGUUUAUGUUUUCCUCUGUCCAUCCCUGCCUCGAUCUGGCCCCCGACCAGUGACGAAAGCAUCCAAAGGAACAGCUUAACAAUGGCGGCUCUCCACUGCCCUCAAUCCCACCGCAUACCCACUUCCUCAUAACAGCUUAACAGUAACGGCCGCCAUGCUGACGUCGCACCUCUCCCUCCCGCGGUCGGUCAACGGUCGCCUCGCCCCCGCCGGCAGCGCCCCGAGAGGCCGGAGCUUCGGCUCCCGGGCCCGCGCCCACUGCGACCCCGUCGCGCCGCCGCGGCCGGCCCCGGUCGUGCUGGGGCUCGGCAGCCUGAUGGAGACGUUCGCGGUGGAGGUGCGGAGGGCGGAGAGCAGGGCGCUGGACGUGCCGCUGGCCGCGCCGUUCACGAUCGCGACGUCGAGGCUGGAGCGGGUGGGGAACGUGGCGGUGAGGGUGGAGCUGAGGAACGGCUGCGCGGGGUGGGGGGAGGCGCCGGUGCUGCCGUCCGUGACGGCGGAGGAUCAGGGGACGGCGAUGGAGAAGGCGAGGGAGGCCUGCGAGGCGCUGAGGAGGAGCCCCGCGAUGGGGCUGGGGAGAGCUUUGGGGCAGAUUGCGGCCAUUCUUCCUGGACACGACUUCGCUUCUGUUCGGGCAGGAGUUGAGAUGGCAUUGAUUGAUGCAGUUGCCAACAGCAUCGGAACACCAUUGUGGAAAUUGUUCGGUGGAGCUUCGAAUACAUUAACAACAGACAUAACAAUUCCAAUUGUGUUACCAGCUGAAGCUGCUGACUUGGCUCUUAAAUAUAGGAAACAAGGUUUCCAAACUUUGAAGCUCAAGGUGGGGAAGGAUCUGAAAGCAGAUAUUGAGGUUCUUCAAGCAAUACGGGCUGUGCACCCUACUUGUUCAUUUAUUCUGGAUGCUAAUGAAGGAUACAAGUCUUCAGAAGCUAUUCUAGUCCUUGAUAAACUCCAUGAGAUGGGGGUUACUCCCAUUCUCUUUGAGCAGCCAGUUCACAGAGAUGAUUGGGAAGGUCUUGGACAUGUCAGUCGAAUUGCUAUAGGGAAAUAUGGGAUUUCUGUUGCAGCUGAUGAGAGCUGCCGAAGCAUGGAUGACGUCAAGACAAUCGUAAAAGGAAAUUUAGCAAAUGUCAUUAACAUAAAGCUCGCAAAACUUGGAGUGGUUGGGGCCCUUGAUAUUAUUGAGUUUGCAAGAGAACAUGGUUUGGACCUGAUGAUUGGUGGUAUGGUUGAGACUAGGCUAGCCAUGGGCUUCGCCGGCCACCUUGCUGCUGGCUUUGGUUGUUUCAAGUUCAUUGAUCUCGAUACUCCCUUACUGCUAGCAGAAGAUCCAGUUUUUGGUGGUUACAAAGCGUCUGGUGCCAAUUAUAGAUUCAGUAAUGCUAGAGGCCAUGGCGGCUUUCUUCAUUGGGAUAACAUUGUCUGAUUGGUAGAAAGUCAAUUACUUCAACAACUCCUGUUUCAAUCAUUCAUGAAGUGUAUCUUUCCUAUCUUUGUGGACUUUGGUUGCGUUCAAUCAACUCAUGCUAUAGAAAAGUGGCCUCUGAUGACAUGGAAGCACUUGGCUCAAUUGCUCAGGAUAUUUGGUCCACUGACAAGCCUUGGUAUUUACCUGGCUAACUAAUUGGCUGAAAAGUCAAUUGAGCCCAGGUGGUGUUUGUUGUUGUUUGCAUAGUUAUGGACUGGUCUGCUUGAGGAUCUUUAGCCCAUAAAUAAAAAGGUACCUAAAUGAACUUCGCUAACAACUCUCUUAGACAAAUUUCUCUACAUUUGUUGUGUCUCUGAACAGAUCUUAAUGUCUUUCUGUGUUGAUGUAACUUUGUGCUUAUAUGCCAAUCUCUGUCUAUCCAUUCUAUU
This is a messenger RNA of Eucalyptus grandis, 1873 nucleotides long. Its product is annotated as L-Ala-D/L-amino acid epimerase. Gene Ontology annotation, molecular function: racemase and epimerase activity, acting on amino acids and derivatives. The record is from RefSeq and is a predicted model, not a curated record. NCBI's taxonomy places the organism in Eukaryota, Viridiplantae, Streptophyta, Magnoliopsida, Myrtales, Myrtaceae. The coding region runs from base 171 to 1442 and encodes 423 amino acids. The transcript has 7 exons.